AUGUGUUGUUGUUCAGGCGACGAAGAUGAAGAACAACGACCGGAUCCAACGAACGUGCGAGAAUGCACGGAUAUUUUCUGGCUGUGUAGUUUCAUAGCAUUUUGGUUUCUUAUGAUAUUAGUUGCAGCUUUUGCUCUUGUUUAUGGUAAUCCUUUAAGACUUAUAAAUGGAUAUGAUAGCUUUGGAAAUACCUGUGGUAUGAAAAAUAAUCCAAAGUUUGGCAGUAUGGAGCUUUCUGGGCAAGAUACUAGUGACAAACCAUACCUGUUCUUUUUAGACAUAAGCAAUGUGACACAGUCUUUGAAGAUUUGUGUGAAAAAGUGUCCAGACAGAACUAUGAGAACAAUGAAUGAUAUAUGCAGAUUUUAUGAGGAAACAGGAUCACAGCUUUGUCAUGAUAAACCAGGAAACGAUUUGAGUGCCUGUAGUAAUGGGAAUAGAAAAAAUAAAACAGGAUCUUGUCCUGAAUUACCAGUACAUAAUAGCAUACCAGUUCUUAAUCGUUGUAUUCCAAAAGCUAUUAAGGAUGUGGGAGAAACUAUAGUUGCAAAUUUAUAUGGCCUGAUUAAUUCAUGGGAUGUUAUCGAACAGGUUUUAGGAGAUUUAUACAAAACAUGGAGGGAGAUUUUGGCUUUAUCAUUUUUGGCUUUUGUUUUGUCUCUCUUUAUGAUUGCCAUAUUCCAUUUACUGGCAAGUAUUGUAACAUGGAUUGUAAUGAUUCUUGUCAGUGUCGCAACUAUAGCUGGUACAGUAUUAUUAUGGUGGACAUACAUACAAAUUAAAAGAACUUUGGACAAAACCGAUCAAAAUCAACUUCUCGAGGAAUCUGCCAGAAAUGAAAGAGCAUUUUUAGCUUUUUCUGUUGUCGCCACGAUAAUAACUGUCAUUCUGUUACUUCUUCUGGGUAUAUUGCGCAAACGUAUUGGAUUCAUGACAACAUUGUUUAGAGAAAGUGCGAAGUGUUUAGCAGAAUUGCCAGGUUUAUUUUUUCAGCCGCUACUUACAUUUGCUGCUCUAAUAUUAUUUUUUGCUUUCUGGGUAACUGUAAUUCUUUGUCUCGCAACUGCUAAUUAUCCUGGAACAAAAUCUGUACAAAUGUAUAAAAACCAUAUAUUCGACCCCUUGAAUUUGAGUUCAGUCGGAGAGAAGAGUGCAUUCAUUGAAGAAAAGAAAUUUGACUUUUCGCUGGAUUCCUUUAAAACUUUCACUCUUGUGGAGUAUGUUGAUCCAACUUGGGUGAAGUACAUGUGGUGGGUAUACAUCAUAGGAUUAAUAUGGACAUCUGAAUUUAUUAUUUCAUGUCAACAUAUGGUAAUAUCAGGAGCUGUAGCACACUGGUAUUUUAGAGGAAAAAAUGCCAGCGUGUCGCCGGUAUGCUCUGCUAUGGGAAACUUGGUUUAUUACCACCUAGGUUCUGUAGCUUGCGGCUCAUUCCUGAUAACGCUUUUCAAAUUACCUCGUUUAAUACUGACGUAUCUACACGCUAAAUUCGAGAAAACUAAAGAAACUUCUCCAUGUUCUCAGUGCGGUUUGAAAUGUUGCAUAUGUUGCUUCUAUUGUUUAGAGAAAUUUAUUCGAUACAUGAACCACAAUGCGUAUACUGUUAUCGCCAUAGAGGGAACGCAUUUCUGUAACGCAGCUAGAAUUGCAUUUGCAGCGCUCGUUUGUAAUGCAUUACAAAUAGCAGUAAUUAAUGGAGUGGGCGAUUUUAUUCUGUUCUUGGGCAAAUGUUUUGUCACAGCUGCGACUGGAAGUGUUGGACUAUUAUUCAUGAAAGAGGAUCCCAGGUUGCAUUUUUAUGCAGCACCGAUUUUUGUUAUUUGUGUCUUUUCAUUCUUCAUUGCUCACUGCAUAAUUUCUCUUUAUGAGGCUGUAAUAGAUACACUGUUUCUCUGUAUUUGCGAAGACAAAAAUUUGAAUGGCGAGAAUGGGAAAUGGCGUCAGUCGGCACUCGCACAGAUCGGAUCUAAUAACAAUGCAAAUGGGCAACAGUCUCAAGAAUUAACACCGAUGAAUACAUAAGUACAAUCAUUAUACGGCCUUUCCAGGCGCGUUACACUUUUUAUACAUUUUUUAAACAUAUUUUAUAACA
Molecule: messenger RNA, 2092 nt
Organism: Dufourea novaeangliae
Lineage: Eukaryota; Metazoa; Arthropoda; Insecta; Hymenoptera; Halictidae
Gene: Ctl1
Product: CTL-like protein 1
Exons: 12
Coding region: 1-2022 (673 amino acids)
Biological process (GO): transmembrane transport
Cellular component (GO): membrane
Molecular function (GO): transmembrane transporter activity
Source: RefSeq, a predicted model, not a curated record